AUGCGGCCCUUAUCAAAGUCGCCGCCGAUAAUACGCAUCGCCAAUGGCACUUUUUAUAGGCAUCACCCGAGCGCGCAGCUCUCACACCCCAACCCGCCGCUCUUCUCAGAUCUGAGCUUUGAGCUCCCGUCGGCGAGCAGCUCUCCUCACCACUGGUGCAUUGUAGGCCCAUCCCUCUCCGGAAAGACCUCCUUCUUGCAGGUGCUCCGUGGCCAGCAUCUAUGUCUGCCGCCCACGGCACGGUCGUUCCCGUACCUAGCCACAGAUGCGGUUCCGCAUCGGCUGAAGGCCGCAACCCGUGCGAUCCAAUACGUAGGCUUUGACGGCGAGCGCUUUGGGGGCGCUGGCCUCGGGCCGGCUACUUCGGCUUAUCUGUCAGCUCGAUAUGAGUCUCGGCGUGAGAACACGGACUUCUCGCUUAGAGACUUCCUGCUGGGUAAUACGCAACUGAACCCCUUCUCGCAGCCCGGUGUUGACGAUGGUAUCAAUGCUGCCCUGCUCGAGCGUGUGGUGAAAGACCUGAGACUCCAAGAGUUGUUGGAUCUCCCUGUGGCAUUUUUAUCCAAUGGUCAGGGCAGGCGGGCACGCAUUGCCAGAGCUCUGCUCACGUCGCCUGAGGUCUUACUGCUGGACGAACCUUUCAUGGGCCUAGAUCCACCUACUGUUGCGUCUCUCAGCCCUCUCUUGCAGUCUCUCUCCGACAAGUCGGAGCCAAGACUGGUACUGAGUGCACGGCCACAAGAUCCUAUGCCGGACUGGAUUACACACCUGGUGUACCUUCGGACGGAUUGCCAAGUUGGCGUCAUUGGAGACAAAGAAACAGUAUUAGAAGGUCUUAGAAAGUAUGUCAAGGGCGUCUGGAAAGGCGGUCUCGCGGAAGACGAGAAGAUGCCAAUAGGACCCUUACGCGAAAUGGGAAGGACAUUAACUUCAAAUGGCGUCGAGGGUCAAGGACUGGGAGAAUAUGAACAGGCAAGUCAAGCUGUUGUUCGCGACAUCAGUAAAGGCCAGGCACCGCAGUCACUAGGAGAGCCAGUCGUCGAGAUGGACGGCUGUAAGGUCAAAUACGGCGACAAGGUAGUGCUUGGAAAUUGGUCGGAGCAAAAGGAUGGCAAGUCGAAAGACGGCUUGGUGUGGACGGUCCGCCGAGGUGAGCGCUGGGGCGUGUUCGGUCCCAACGGAUCUGGGAAGACUACGAUCGUGUCACUUCUAUGCUCCGACCAUCCCCAGACUUAUUCAUUACCUAUUAGGCUCUUUGGUAGAAGCAGGCUACCUGAGCCUGGUUCUGGCGAGUUGCCUCUUACAUAUUGGGACAUUCAGUCCCGCAUCGGCCAUUCCAGUCCUGAGAUUCAUCAGCAUAUUCCACGGAGCCUGAAUAUCAGGCAAGUGCUCGAGAGCGCUUGGGCAGAUACCUUCCGUGCGAAGCCGAAGCUUGACCAGGAAGCACGGGACAAAGUUGACGCCUGUCUGCGGUGGUUUGAGCAAGAACUCAACCCAACGUACCACAAGACGAAGACUGAAGCAGGCUCGUCAUCAUCGGCUCCGACGUUGUUAUGGGCGGGCGAGUACAUGUUUGGAGAGCUUUCAUUCAGUGCCCAGCGUAUUCUGCUAUUCAUCCGCUCCAUGAUCAAGAGCCCGGACAUUGUCGUGCUAGACGAGGCGUUCAGUGGGAUGGAUGAAGCCGUGAGGGACAAGUGCAUGCUCUUCCUCUCAUCUGGCGAGGAGAAGACCUACGCUACAAGCACGACAGAAGGAUCUACAGGGUCAAGAGAGUCCGUGGUGGUAGACAGUGAGGUGGCCAAGGCUGGAAAGAUCAAGGUUCGCGGCCUGUCUGACCAGCAGGCGCUGAUCUGCAUCAGCCAUAUCAAGGAAGAGGUUCCGGAUGCAGUGCGGGAAUGGGUGUGCCUACCCGAAGCCAAUUCAGGACAGCCCGCACGCUUCGGCCGUCUAGAUGGACCGCUGAGGACGGACUCUAGGAGGUGGGCGGAAAUAUGGGAUGUUGGACGAGCAUGA
Messenger RNA from Phaeoacremonium minimum UCRPA7, 2013 nucleotides. Its product is annotated as putative abc transporter protein. Bases 1 to 2013 code for a protein of 670 amino acids. The record is from RefSeq and is a predicted model, not a curated record. Gene Ontology annotation, cellular component: mitochondrion. The transcript has a single exon. NCBI's taxonomy places the organism in Eukaryota, Fungi, Ascomycota, Sordariomycetes, Togniniales, Togniniaceae. Gene Ontology annotation, molecular function: ATP binding; ATP hydrolysis activity.